Molecule: messenger RNA, 1455 nt
Organism: Caenorhabditis briggsae
Lineage: Eukaryota; Metazoa; Nematoda; Chromadorea; Rhabditida; Rhabditidae
Gene: Cbr-abu-13
Product: Protein CBR-ABU-13
Exons: 7
Coding region: 1-1455 (484 amino acids)
Source: RefSeq, a predicted model, not a curated record
AUGUUGCUCUUAUUGGCGUUAUUGCCCACUGUGGCUAUAGCACAGAAUACUUUUCAAAAUACCAUCUUUGACCUUCCUGCUCAACUUGGAGGAGAGCCAGUUGGAGUAGCUGCUCAAGCUCAAGGAGCACCUCUUCUUCUUCAAACAGCUGACCAGAAACCACCAGCUCCAGUUGGUGCCCAACUCCCGAAUGCGGUCCCAGUUCCAGCUGCACCACAAGCUGUAACUGUUGCUCCAUUCACAUUCCCAACACUUCCAACAGUUGCUCCAUUCGCUCUUCCAAGUCAUCCAACUAUUGCUCCAUUCACUCUGCCAACCCACGCUCCAUUCACAUUCCCAACUCAUCCUCCAUUGGUAUUCCCACCACCAUCAACACCUGCUCCAUUUGUUCCACCAAGGUACGUACUUUUUAUAAUUGCAUCAAAAUGUAUUCCCUACGCAUUUGUUCCACAACAAGGAUACCAACAACAGAAUAACUUCCAACCAUACAACGGAUAUCCUCAACAACAACAACAACAACAACAACAAGGAAAUCAGUAUUACAACUAUAAUAAUGGAAACUACAAUCAGCAACAACAAUACAAUGGAUACAACAACAACAAUCAACAACAGCAACAAUACAAUAACUACAACCAACAGCAACAAAUUGUUCAACAACCACAACAACCACAGGUUCCUCAACAACCCCAACCACAACCACAAGUACCACACCAAUCGGUUCAACCAGUUCAACCACAACAGCCACCAGUGCCAUCGCCACAAAACGGUGGACCACAACAAGUGCAAUCCUUCGAAUCGAACACUCAAAUCGUUCAACCAGUCAGAGCAGUUCAAGCCAAUGCUCAAGUUGUUCAGCCAGUUUUAAAACCAGCUGCCAAAGCAGUUGCCACUGCCGUAGUGGACACAGAUUCAUCUGCAAAGAAAGCUUCUGAAUUCAACAAGGCCAAUGCUAUCGAGCCACCAAAGCCAGCUCACGCUGAGAAAGUCGAUGCCAAUGUUGAUCGUCAUUUGUGGUUUGCUGCUGACUACGAUGUGAAACAAUGUCGCAAGAGUCUCAAUGGAAUCGGAGUUCGCUUCCAGAAGAAGUUCCCAUCGUACCUUCAGAAAGGAGGAAAAGAUAGAGAACUCGCUGAACUCGUUGAGCAGAGACUUCUAGAAUGCGAGAGAAAAUCAUCGGCUUCUCAUUGGGAUAAGGUUGACACUCUUCUUCAAAAAAUCAGUCUCACCAAGAGUGAGGAAGGUGAAUGCCGCGCUGGUCUCAUCCAAGAAAGAAUCUCUUGUGUCAAUCUUCUGAAGUACACUUGCCAAUUCGUCGAUUCAUCGUACCACUUCAAGUUGGUUCCAGCCAGAAUCACUAUUCAAGAAGCUCGUCAAGCUGAAAGUGGAGCCGAGAAGUGCAGACAGGUUAUCCGAAUUGUGAAGCAAAGAUUGGAGUCUGGAGCUGUCACACUGUAG